ACCAUCAUUCAUUUAUCCCAUGUUUAAAUACACACACAAGAACAAGAAUAAGAUUGAAGAAGACGACUAGUGAUGGAGUGAUGGUAAGUAGACAGUCAAGAACCAUUAUCAUCCUUCUUAAUUUACUCCUUACGUUUCCGUUUCAUUCAGCUUUCACUAUUCCAUCUCCAUAUAUUCCACAUUGCCCUGCAACUCUCACAAAUCAUCCUCCUCCUCAACAACAACAAACUAAGUAUCAUGAACUCCGUACUAGUUCUUGCCGUCUUGUCCCUUUUCCUACUCCCGGUCGUGUGCCGGAGCCAUGGACCCAAAGUUUUCAGUGUCCUACGUUACGGGGCUGUUGCGGAUAACAAGACCGACAACACUAAGGCAUUUAUGAGAGCUUGGGUUGCAGCAUGCCGAUGGAGGGGGAAGAGCAGGGUUUUGAUCCCUCCAGGAUCCUACUAUUUAGCUUCUCUUAUCCUCCGCGGCCCGUGCAAUGGUCCUAAACAGUUUGUGAUCAAAGGAGUGUUGACGGCUCCUACUAAACCUGCUUUAUUUUUCAUUGAUCAUUGGAUCACAUUCCAGCAUAUCAACAAACUCAAGAUUUACGGCGGAGGUACGUUGGAUGGCCAGGGUGCCUCAGCUUGGCCCUACAACAAUUGCCGCACUGGAUCUUGCAAGCCUCUUCCUGUCUCUCUUCGGCUGGAUUUCGUGAACGAUUCAAAAAUAAGCAACAUAAAGUCGAUCAACAGCAAAAAUUUCCAUUUCAACGUCUUCUCCUGCUACCGUCUGAACUUCAGCCGGGUGACGAUAUCAGCUCCCGAGGACAGUCCCAACACCGACGGGAUUCACGUCGGCGGCUCCGGCGAUGUCGCCAUUGACACGGCGGAUAUAGCAACCGGAGACGACUGCAUAUCCAUCGGGCCGGGUAAUAAAGGGAUCCGUAUCUCGAAUGUGGUUUGCGGGCCAGGCCACGGGAUCAGCGUCGGGAGCUUGGGGAAAUCCGACAGGGAGGAAGGGGUUAGCGGCGUCAGCGUGGUGAACUGCACGUUCAGGGGGACGCUUAACGGUGUUCAGAUCAAGACGUGGCCCGACCCGGAAGCGGCCGGCGGGUUUGCUUCGGACUUCAUGUAUGAUAAUAUUGUGAUGGAGGAUGUGGACAAUCCCAUCUUCAUUAAUCAGCAGUAUUGCCCCUACAACUUAUGCAGUGCACAGGGAUCGUCAAAGAUUCAAAUAAGCAAUAUUACGUUUAGUAACAUUUGGGGGACUUCUACGACGAAAGAUGCAGUGAAACUAGAAUGUAGCGAGAGCAAUCCAUGCCAUGACAUUGCACUAGAAAACAUCAACCUAAAAGGUCCUGGGGGAGUCUCCUCGUCUUCAUGCUCCAACGUCCAUGGUAGGUCCCGAGCCCCAGUAAAUCCGCCUUCUUGCAUACGCUAGCUACGAUGAUUCUACGUAUCUUUCAGUUUAAGAGUAGAUUGUAAGUAAAUCAGACAAAGAAUCUCCGAUUAAGGUUGCUAGUCGUUUUUGCAAUCUUAAUUCCAUGUGGUGAUGAGACACAAAGGAUGGAUGCAGUGCUGUGUUUCUUUUUGACUUAAACAGUACUUCCUGUUUCUUGUAGGUUUUGACUCAUGGAUUUUUAAGAGGGUUUUGUGCCGUAGACAUAGAGACUCAUAUUACUUCUGUUGUUACAUAAAA
Messenger RNA from Sesamum indicum (sesame), 1680 nucleotides. Its product is annotated as exopolygalacturonase-like. NCBI's taxonomy places the organism in Eukaryota, Viridiplantae, Streptophyta, Magnoliopsida, Lamiales, Pedaliaceae. The record is from RefSeq and is a predicted model, not a curated record. Gene Ontology annotation, molecular function: polygalacturonase activity. Gene Ontology annotation, biological process: carbohydrate metabolic process.